AUGAGCGCCAGUCCCGAACAAGCGCCGCAAGACGGGCAUCCGGCGCAAUCUCCAGAGCAAGCACCAGAUAUUAUUGAAGCUGGUGGCGAUGCGAGCGACGAUGAGUUCCAGCCUAGCGAGUGGGACGCUUCCUCAUCGGGCGACUCGUCCAGCAAGAUUAUUGAUUCCGGCACGGGCACCGGCAUAUGGGCAAUGGAAGCUUACGUCGAAACCCAAGACUUCGGCGCCAAUGUGAAGAGCGAUGACGGAACCAUGCCCCAAAACUGGCCUUUGUUGGAAUCCUGGUCCAAAAUCCGCGACGCCAUGCACAAAAUGAAGAUUGGCAUCCAAGUCGCUCCGCGCAUCGGUGCGAUUAUGAAAGACGCCGGCUUCGUCAACGUUCAAGUGAGAUUAUACAAAGUGCCGGUUGGAAGAUGGCCUCUCGAUAAGAUCAAGCGUCUGGUUGGACAUCACAUGCGCACUGUGACGGAGGAUUUUCUGGGCGCCGCUGCGAGCAAACCUUUGGCGGCUCUGGGAAUGGAACGGACGGAGAUCGAGGUAUUUCUCGCGUCAGUUCGGAGUGCGAUCAAGGAUCCAAAUUCGCAUGCGUAUGGCACGUAUUAUUCUCGGGUUGGACAGAAGCCCGUGGAGUCGGGUUCUAAGUGA
Molecule: messenger RNA, 645 nt
Organism: Colletotrichum abscissum
Lineage: Eukaryota; Fungi; Ascomycota; Sordariomycetes; Glomerellales; Glomerellaceae
Product: methyltransferase
Exons: 4
Coding region: 1-645 (214 amino acids)
Source: RefSeq, a predicted model, not a curated record